AUGACCAUCAGAAGCCACAUUCCUUUAGUGAAACCAAAUUCUUUCGAGGCGUCCUGUUCUUCAUCUGAUAUCUACAGUGACAACGAUUGGUCUGUGAAAAUGGCCAAUACAGAUCUAUACCAGCUCCAACAACAGCCAUACUUAAAUUACAGUAACGCUCAACAGGCAGAAAUUCCAGACUUAAUCUCCUUACCUGCAUCAUUAGGCAGUUAUGAUAGAUGUAAAGCAACUACAGAAAUAUGCCACCACAAUUGGUGGGAAAUAAAUCCAGACUUGUGGAAUCUCCGAGAACUGUUAGACUGGAUGGCCUAUACGUUACAGCUGGACAAAAUCAAUUCCAUUAUCUAUCUCAAUAACUUCUUCCGAGACGUCAAGAACGGCAGCCAGAUGAGACGCAUGUCACUCGAAGAAUUCCUCGGCAGAGAUCCAGAUCACGGCUCUAUGUUGUUUCAGUCUCUAAAAUAUUUCAGCGAAUAUGGGAAUAUCCUCUUUGAUGAUAAUAAUCAUUUUGCUUCACCAAAGGAAUAUUAUUCCGUCGAGUGCAUCAAGGACGCUCACUACAACAUGGAAAUGAACGAUGACAAACUUGAUAACUUUUACCCAUUAGAGUUCGGUAGAUUUCCUCUACAACCGCAACAGCAACACCACACUGCUUUACUGAACAGUUCAAGAGGUGGUUUGUCCGUAACGCAUAUUACUCAACUCUAUCUUUAUAAUCAAAUAUUACAUUUUCUACAGAUGUUGUUAUACCAAAACUCGAAACACCGUUACUGGGUGAAUCUAUUAUCCAAAACAGAAUCGAUGAUAGCGUCCACUCGUGUCAAUUAUCGACCAACAGUGACGGAAAUGUACCGAUGCACAGUAACAACCAACAAAAAAUGUUCCAACCGUGCCAACCGAAAAGAAAGCCAGGGCGUCCGAGACUCCAUCCUCUCAAUAAGGAUUCAGCUGGCAUCAAGAAAAAACAACAACUUUAAUCCUUUCAUAAUACGAUGGGAAGACGAAGCAAACGGCAAGUUCCGCUUUGUUCAUUCAGAGAAAUUUGCCAAACUUUGGGGAGAAGCCAAGAACAAUGAAAAUAUGAAUUAUGAAAAGCUAAGUCGUGCCAUGAGGUGUCUUGUGCUGAACUCGGCUGUUGUAUCGCAAUAUACAACAUCGUAA
Molecule: messenger RNA, 1161 nt
Organism: Octopus bimaculoides (California two-spot octopus)
Lineage: Eukaryota; Metazoa; Mollusca; Cephalopoda; Octopoda; Octopodidae
Product: ETS homologous factor-like
Source: RefSeq, a predicted model, not a curated record